AUGCCCCGGCUGCCCACAUCGCUCAUACGCGCAGCUAGGCUGAUAGAUCCUCUAUUGCCUCUACUGCUGCGACCAUGCCGCGAUCUCCGCUCCGCCCAAAACGAGCUGCGAUGGCUUUGUGAACACAUCCAAAAUCAUGCCGGAGCGCGGAAUAUCACGGAGAGGACCGCCCUCUUGAAGAAGCUCGUCCAAGAGAGAUCCACCGGGAAGCCUCUGCAGUACAUACUAGGCACCGAGUUUUUUGGAGACUUUGAGAUUGAAUGCCGUCCAGGGGUAUUGAUUCCCAGACAAGAAACCGCAGCUUCCAUAACGCAACUCGUGCACCUCCUGCGAAAGUCCAAAUCUCUCCCUCCCGAGUUACGCAUCUUGGACUUGUGUACUGGAACCGGUUGCAUACCGCUUCUUUUCCAAGACGAGCUCUCGAAGCAUCAAGAUAUACGGCUGGAACUCCUUGGGGUAGAUAUAUCAAAGAAGGCAAUUCAACUGGCUCGAUCGAAUCUCGCAAAACUGCGGAGUCAAGGGAAGCCGACCGCUGGGAACAAGAUCAGUUUUAUGCGAGCCGACGUCUUAGACGAUGCACGCGAAGGCUAUGAUCAUGAGAUUCCGAAGCUCAUGUCAGCACUGGAGAGCCAGCACAAGUCUUCAACAUGGGACAUCCUCAUCUCCAAUCCGCCUUACGUUUCGCCAUCGGAGUACUGGAAGACAACUACGCGCUCCGUUCGCUGCUUCGAACCACAGCUUGCACUGGUACCACCUCCCAGCCAUGGACUCAAGGACCUCGACCAAGGUGACAGGUUCUACCCUCGACUACUCCACAUCGCUCGAGAUGUGGCAGCGAAGAUUGUUCUUUUCGAAGUUGCCGACCUGGACCAGGCCUUACGUGUGACAGGUAUGGCUCGCCAGGCGGGCAUAUUUUCGGGUAUUGAGAUCUGGCGUGACGACCCGGGUGGGUCUGCGGAGCUCGAAUCAACGUAUGCCUCUGGAGAUUUUCCCAUUGUCGGUUCUGGGAAUGGACGUUCAGUGCUCUGCUGGCGUGGUGAAGGCGCAGUAUGGCUCGGGAAACACGUUUGA
This is a messenger RNA of Westerdykella ornata, 1071 nucleotides long. RefSeq names its product S-adenosyl-L-methionine-dependent methyltransferase. Gene Ontology annotation, cellular component: mitochondrion. Gene Ontology annotation, biological process: protein methylation. Bases 1 to 1071 code for a protein of 356 amino acids. Gene Ontology annotation, molecular function: protein methyltransferase activity; N-methyltransferase activity; DNA binding. NCBI's taxonomy places the organism in Eukaryota, Fungi, Ascomycota, Dothideomycetes, Pleosporales, Sporormiaceae. The record is from RefSeq and is a predicted model, not a curated record. The transcript is spliced from 2 exons.